Molecule: messenger RNA, 743 nt
Organism: Neurospora tetraspora
Lineage: Eukaryota; Fungi; Ascomycota; Sordariomycetes; Sordariales; Sordariaceae
Exons: 2
Source: RefSeq, a predicted model, not a curated record
CAACCCUGUACGAACUGCAAAAAUGCAAGUGUAGAGCAGUGUCUCUUCCUCCGGGUCUCAUCCCGCGACAUUGCUUUGAAGCCCGAUACAUCCUUCGACUUCGACUACUCCGUCGAUGACGCCCGCUUCUAUGCCAACAAACAUACCAUGAGCCCGGCCUCCCUCCACUACGGCCAACAUCCCGGGGCCAUUGGUAUCGGCGGCCUCCCUGGCACAGCGGAAGAUUCUCUCAUGGCUCAAUACGGUCGUGGUUACGCAUACGGUCACCAUCAAGCCCCGCCGCCGACUAGUCAUAAACAGGACUUCCCUGCCACAGCCACUUACGCGUCGGCUCCCAACCCUUACGGCGAUCCUACCGCUGUUAGUGUAGGCAGUCAGUUUACUAAUUAUACGGCAGCGGGGUACUCGCCGGUACAUGCCAUGGCUCAUGAGACUGUGGGCAUGGUUCCUAGUUGGAGUUCUAGAAAAACUACUCCUUAUGGCGGUGUAUAUAUGGACUCAGCUCCAGAAUCUUACGGGGGAUAUGGCAGCCCGAGCCUCGUCCAUUGCCCGGCACCCCAUAGUGGUGCCCAUCCGUUGAUACCUUGGGUCAACAAACUACGGAGAGAAGUCUUUCCGAACGGUGGGAGGUGGAAAAAAGAGAACGAGGGAUUGUAUGAUCGGAUGAGGGUGAUUCUUGGGGAAGCCCGAAAUGAUCCAAAAGUAUAACGCAGAGAUAACUUCGCGAAUUAGUGUAAUUAGCA